This is a messenger RNA of Brassica oleracea var. oleracea, 1051 nucleotides long. RefSeq names its product THO complex subunit 4A-like. Gene Ontology annotation, molecular function: mRNA binding. Gene Ontology annotation, biological process: mRNA export from nucleus. Lineage: Eukaryota; Viridiplantae; Streptophyta; Magnoliopsida; Brassicales; Brassicaceae. The record is from RefSeq and is a predicted model, not a curated record. Bases 92 to 784 code for a protein of 230 amino acids. The transcript is spliced from 5 exons. Gene Ontology annotation, cellular component: nucleus.
UCCUCUUCUUAUUCUUCUCCUCUCUCUCUCUAUUAAUAUCUCUCUCUCUUCCUCCGCCGUCCAUAGAGAGAGAAUCGGAAAAACUUUCAAGAUGUCGACUGGAUUAGAUAUGUCUCUCGACGACAUGAUCGCCAAGAACCGCAAGUCCCGCGGAUCUGGUCCCGCCCGUGGAUCUGGAUCCGGAUCCGGCCCAAUCCGCCGCAACAACCCUAAUCGGAAAUCAAACCGAUCUGCUCCAUACCAAUCGGCCAAGGCGCCGGAGUCCACCUGGGAACACGACAUGUACUCCGAUGGCUCACAAGCUUUCCCUUCCCGUUCUUCCUCCGGAAUCGAAACCGGGACGAAGCUCUACAUAUCCAAUUUGGAUUACGGCGUCAUGAACGAUGACAUCAAGGAACUGUUUGCUGAAGUUGGGGAGCUUAAACGCUACACUGUUCACUUUGACAGGAGCGGAAGAUCAAAGGGAACUGCUGAAGUUGUAUACUCUCGGCGUGGUGAUGCAAUCGCUGCUGUGAAGAAGUACAACGACGUUCAGCUAGAUGGAAAGCCCAUGAAGAUUGAGAUUGUGGGCUCCAAUCUUCAGUCUGCUUCUGCUCCGUCUGGUAGACACGGGAAUGCAAACUUCAAUGGUGCUUCAAGGCGAGGAGGACAAGGGAGAGGUGGUCCACAACGUCGUGGUGGUCGUGGCAGGCGUUCUGGCAAGGGCCCAACAGAGAAGGUAUCUGCUGAAGAUCUUGAUGCGGAUCUUGAUAAGUACCACGCAGGAGAUAUGGAGACAAACUGAGGAGCGUGGCUGGUAUCUUCUCAAACCGCAACUGGGUGAAUGGGCUAGAAAACUUUGGCCAGAGGCUUUGCUACUUAGCCUCUUCAUGGCCGUAUGUUGUUGAUUUGUUUUAUUAGAAUGACUCUUUAGAUCGAAACUGUGUUCAGACUAUGAGAUUGUUGUUUUUAUCUUAAUACCCUCGAAUACAAGGCAUAGGAACAAAAACGAGUUUCUUCUUCAUAGCAUAUGCAGACAAAAAGGCUUUCACAAGCUAGGUUAUGACGAUUA